AUGUACAAAAUGCAUUCUCUAAAGAUCGUGCCGAUUAUGAAUCUGUUCAGGUGCAAAAGAGGAUUUAAGCAUUCGAAGAAAAUUGAACAAUUGAAAUUUAUCUAUUUUGUUAAAGGAUUCAAAAGCAGUUCUGAUAAAUUCCAAGGGGAAGAAAUAAAUAAUGCAGAAUUGAAGGAAGACGAAGAAGAAGGAGAAAAGAAGAAAUACUUCAGCAAUCAUAGAUACGUGGACUUCUAUCGAGAUGAAUCAAUGAAUGUUGGAAUUAUAACUUUUAAAAACAUAAAUAAGAAAAAAAAUAUCUUUAACGAUUUUUUAGAAGAAUUAAAAAAUGUUAUAGAACACAUCACCAACAUCAUAUCGAAUCAGGAGAGCAGUGGGUUCUAUAUAAAAGACUUUGAGAGGAAAGACAAUUACUUAAUUCGAAAUAUAAAAAAUAGGAUCCCAUACUAUGAUAACAAGUUAAAGGUACUCAUAAUAAGUGGUGAAUCUAGUGGGAGUAACCGCGAGAGUGUUAGGAGCUGCUUUCUGCACGGCAUGGAUUACAACUCUUUUCUGAAAAAUGAUGAACAAAACAAUGCACAUAUUGCAAACACAUUUCGCUAUCUAUGCAACACAAUUCAAUCGUUACCUCUUAUAACAAUUAGCAACAUUAAUGGGGAAUGUUAUAACAGUGGGAUUGACAUAAUUUUAUCGACUGAUUUCAAAAUUUCCAGUGAAGAAAGCAGAUUUGGAUUUAACAAAACACAUAUCGGAUUGUAUCCAUAUGGAGGAUGUACACAAAAGUUAUUUAGGUACAUUCCCUUAAACUAUGCAAAACAUUUAUUACUUACUGGAGAAACAAUAAGUUCAGAGGAUGCAGUAAAAAUUAAUUUAAUAGACAUAUGCAUGAAGUGUAAUGAAGAAUAUUUUAUUAAUAAUUCUAAUACCCAUUUUGAUAAUAAUUUAACGAAAAAAGAAAAAUUUGAAAUUAUAAAAAAAAAUAUUUUAAAUUACUUUCAAGACAUUUUCACAUAUACAUUAUUUAAACACAAAGUAAAUGAAGACAGUUUUAUUUUCUCUCUUUUUUUUGCAUUUCAGUUUUUAUUUAUCCCAACCAAUAUUUUACAAAAUAUUAAAUUCAGCAUCAUUGAGGGCAUGUCUCUCACUGACCCCAAUUUGUAUUUGGAUCACGACAGGAAUAUCUUUGAGAGGAACAUCAACGCUCCCCAGCGUGCUGAGGUUUUGGAUUACAUAAAGAGGACAACCAGGUGA
Molecule: messenger RNA, 1251 nt
Organism: Plasmodium gonderi
Lineage: Eukaryota; Apicomplexa; Aconoidasida; Haemosporida; Plasmodiidae
Product: enoyl-CoA hydratase
Exons: 1
Coding region: 1-1251 (416 amino acids)
Biological process (GO): fatty acid beta-oxidation
Cellular component (GO): mitochondrion
Molecular function (GO): enoyl-CoA hydratase activity
Source: RefSeq, a predicted model, not a curated record